Radiomyces spectabilis is the source of this 1978-nucleotide messenger RNA. Its product is annotated as methylenetetrahydrofolate reductase-domain-containing protein. Gene Ontology annotation, molecular function: FAD binding; methylenetetrahydrofolate reductase [NAD(P)H] activity. The transcript has 6 exons. The record is from RefSeq and is a predicted model, not a curated record. Gene Ontology annotation, biological process: tetrahydrofolate interconversion. Gene Ontology annotation, cellular component: cytosol. Lineage: Eukaryota; Fungi; Mucoromycota; Mucoromycetes; Mucorales; Radiomycetaceae. Bases 1 to 1803 code for a protein of 600 amino acids.
AUGAAAGUUAUUGAUAAAAUUAAAAAGGCUGAGGCCGAGAAUCGCUUCUUCUGGUCUUUCGAGUAUUUCCCCCCGAAAACCCCUCAGGGUGUGCAAAAUCUGUAUGACCGUAUGGAGAGAAUGCAACGUCUUGGCCCCGAGUUCAUCGACGUUACUUGGGGUGCCGGAGGUACAUCGUCUGAAUUGACCACCGAAAUGGUCGCUACCGCUCAAUCCGUUUAUGGUCUCGAAACCAUGAUGCACUUGACAUGUACCAAUAUGGAAGUGUCAAAAAUUGACACCGCUUUAAAGGCUGCUAAAGAGUGCGGCUGUCAAAACAUCUUGGCCUUGCGUGGCGAUCCACCCAAAGGACAGUUGAAUUGGGAAUCGUGUGAGAAUGGAUUCUCCCAUGCCGAGGACCUCGUUCGUUACAUCCGCAAGCAGUAUGGUGAUUAUUUUUGUAUUGCGGUUGCUGGCCAUCCUGAAGGUCACAUCGAUAAUCCCGACAAGGAAGACGAUUUACUGCAAUUGAAAAAGAAGGUGGACGCCGGUGCAGAUUUGAUUGUCACUCAAUUGUUUUUCGACGUGGAGAUGUUCUUGGAUUUUGUCAAACGCUGCAGAGACAUUGGUAUCACAUGUCCCAUUUUGCCGGGUGUGUUGCCCAUUCAAAAUUAUAACGGUUUGAAGCGCGUCAUUUCCUUCAACAACAACCAUGUUCCUCAAAAAAUCUGGGAUGACCUCGAACCUAUCAAGGACGAUGAUGCCGCCGUCAAGGAGUAUGGUAUCAACCUGACUAUCGAAUUCAUCCGUCGCUUCUGGGAAGCCGGCAUUCUUGGGUUCCACAUCUACACUUUCAACCUUGAACGAAGCACACGCAUUAUCCUGGAACGUCUCAACUUGGUCCCUUCACUGGACCAAAUCAAACCUUUGCCUUGGAAUCCGGCUUUGACUUCCAAGCGUGCCAAGGAAAAUGUGCGACCAAUUUUCUGGAAGAAUCGUACCAAGAGCUAUAUCCAACGUACAGAGACGUGGGACGAGUUCCCCAACGGUCGAUGGGGUGAUUCUCGUUCACCCGCCUUUGGUGAAUUGGACGGUUGGGGCGUUUCUCUCAAAUACCCUACGACUGAAUGCCUUAACAUGUGGGGCAAGCCUGAAACCAUCGAUGAUAUCGCUCUUUUGUUUGCCAAAUACUGUAAAGGUUCCUUGGCCGGUAUACCCUGGAGCGCUCAACAAUUAGAUGCGGAAACCGAAACCAUCCGGCAACGUUUGGCUGCCAUUAACUUACUGGGGUACUUGACCAUUAACUCGCAGCCGGCCGUUAAUGGUGCCAAGAGUUCACACAAAAUCUACGGCUGGGGUCCCAAAGAUGGCUACGUCUUCCAGAAAGCAUACCUCGAAUUCUUCAUUUCACCCGAAAGACUAGACGACAUUAUCAAGAAAAUCAGCAAAGAUCCUCAGGUCACUUACUUUGCCGUGAAUCGACAGGGUGAUUUCCGCACCAAUGCACAGAGCGAUCAGCCCAAUGCUGUGACUUGGGGCGUUUUCCCUGGCAAGGAAAUUGUUCAACCGACCAUUGUAGAACCCAUGGCUUUCAUGGCAUGGAAGGAUGAAGCUUUUGAACUUUGGAACGAAUGGGCUCACAUCUACGACCGCGAAAGUCCGUCAGCAAAGUUGAUUCUGGAUAUUGCCAACAACUGGUACCUGAUCAAUAUUGUACAUAACGAUUUCCAGGAUGAAGGAGGCAUCUGGCGACUUUUUGACUUGGAAAUUGACGGUGAAAUUUCCAGAAAACUGAGACAGUCCUUGGUGUCUGCUCAGCGCUAAAUAAUGGCCCUUGAUGUGAAAGGAUACUCGUUUUUUUCUGGGGGACGUUUUCUUCUUUCCUUUGUCUCGUAUUCAACAUGCAUUUCCUUUUUUUUUUUUUUGUCGCAUAGUAUUCAACUACCCGGGAAAACCACAUUGAGAGGAUCAUUUAAUUUUUGGGCUACUUCAUUUGUCA